Messenger RNA from Drosophila persimilis, 550 nucleotides. RefSeq lists its product as uncharacterized. NCBI's taxonomy places the organism in Eukaryota, Metazoa, Arthropoda, Insecta, Diptera, Drosophilidae. The record is from RefSeq and is a predicted model, not a curated record. The transcript has 3 exons. Bases 62 to 520 code for a protein of 152 amino acids.
UCAGCGUUCAGCUUUAGUUCAAAUCGUAUUGUCGGUCGAAAUCUUAUUGUGCUCAAACAAAAUGUCUCCAUCUGCUCUUGCCUUGGUCCUGUACAAUGUACUCCUCUAUUUGGUGGCAUCGGAUAUCAAGGCAAAUGUAGGAGAUGAGGGCGACAGCCAGUAUACCAUUGUCCACCUCAUAAAGACCGUGGGAAAGUGGAUGAUGAAUGGCACAAUGGAUGAGACAUCCAGCGAGUUCGGGGACAUGUUUUGGACCAUAAACGCUGGGGUAAACCUACUGCUACUAGUGCCGACUUUUGUCCAGCACCUCGGACUCCGAACCUGGAUAGUGCCAAUGGUCUAUAUCUGUAACUUGUUCGUCUUGCACCGCCUGCUGGUGUAUUGCCUGCUAGCGGCUUUGACACUCUGGCGGCAGGAGAUGUACAAUAGUUUCUCAAUGCUAAUCGUCUGCAGCCUGUGCAUGACUUGUCUUCACUUGGCCCUGAUCUGUAGGUCCAUGAAGUUCGCCGUGGUGGAAUAAAUCCUGAACAAGUCCUGACCUAUGAUCAAA